AUGGCUUGCAAAAUGGUGGGAGGAGGCAGUGAUGGCUCACUAGACCUCUGUGCAAGAGUCUGCCUCAUUGAUGAGAAUGAAAAUAUCAUUUUCCACACCUAUGUCAAGCUAAGCCUUCCUGUCACCAACUACAGGUACGAGACGACUGGCAUAAGGCUGGAGUAUUUGAGGGAUGCAACGCCAGUUAGACAAGUUGGGAAGAAGAUUCAAGACUACUUAUGCAAUGGGGAGCCGAUAUGGAAGAUCCAGUCUAGAACUGGAAAAGCUCGAAUCCUCGUUGGCCAUGGCCUUGAACAUGAUUUAAAAUGCUUGGAGUUUGAACGCCCCGAGUUUUUCAUUAGGGAUACUGCAAAAUAUCCGCCAUUUGGUGUCUACAGAUAA
Salvia hispanica is the source of this 381-nucleotide messenger RNA. RefSeq lists its product as uncharacterized. Lineage: Eukaryota; Viridiplantae; Streptophyta; Magnoliopsida; Lamiales; Lamiaceae. The record is from RefSeq and is a predicted model, not a curated record. Gene Ontology annotation, molecular function: exonuclease activity; nucleic acid binding. Gene Ontology annotation, cellular component: nucleus.